AUGAGCCAUAAUGUCGAAAAUUAUGGGGGAAAUGGCGAAGGUGACCCUUGGGGUACAAACUUUGGUCAAAGUCCGCAAUGUAGAUCCUACGCCGAGGCUAUGGGCCGAGGACAAUCCACAUUUUCGGACUGUGCUAUUAGCAAUACGACCAUUCAAACCGAUGGAGGGCUUCCUGCAAUUUAUCUCUUGCAAAAUAUGCCCGGACUUGUACGUUAUUUCGAUUCAGGUGACACUGACGGUACGUGUUGCGGAAACUGCUCGCUGGAUGUACCAGAAGUAAGGCUCUACUACUUCCCGGACAAGUCCACUGUCGACUGCCAUAACAAUCAGACGUCCAAUUUCACCUCAAGCUUGCCAGCUCGAAAUCUAGAAAAGCGAGUGCACCCACUUGUUGCAAGUGGGAGUACUGUUGUGGUCAGCGGACAUACGUUUACUUCCCCAUCGGUGUAUCUUCAAUUGGUGGGGACAGCCACUGUCACUGAUCAAUGUACGACCGUUGGCCCAAUUUUGACCAAUCAAAUCAUCACGCUCCCGCCCGGCGGGCUCUCGACAUGGAGACCAGAGGCUGGUGUGUACUAUAAUCCCAAUGAACCUAACGAUAUCAUCGACAAUUUCACAGUUGGAGAGGUCUGGUCCGAUCCGACUGCUCAAUAUGAAGUGGGAAUAAUUCCUCAAGAUAUAAAACCGCUUAACAUUCAAGAUCUGGCAUGUCCGACCUGGGGCCUGGGAUUAAGUACAUCCGCCAAUGGCGACAUAAUUACCACUAUUGGCUCGCCAUGGCUUCCGCUCAUCGUGCCACCCACGGAGAUGUUCUCUCUCAAUCCAACAUGGGCGUCAGCAUGUACUGGCAUUUGGAGCGACCCUUUCACUUUGACUACUUUCGCUCUAUUUGAUCCGCCGGUUGCGUUAACACCUGCGGCGUUGCUUCUACCAACCCCACCUGCGCGUCCUACGCCUGCAGACCCGACAACGGUUCCAGAGGAGCAGGCUACACCCUCCGCCGAGGCCGCCAAGCCAGCAUCUCUGCCCAACUAUCCCGCAGCUUCUCCGACAAGAACGGGAGACCCUGGAAGAGGUAGCCCAACACAUUCGCCCGUUAUGGCCUCGGCCGACCCAGCCGGGUCAGCUUCUCUGCCUGCUAUUCCAGCAGCCUUUCCAUUUGACAAGGGCGACCCACCGUCAGAUCCACCGUCAGACCCACCGUCAGAUCCACCGUCAGGUUCACCGUCAGACCCCAAAGUACCUCCAGUUGACGGAGAUCCGCCUUCAUCUAGUGCCCCUGAUCCGCCACCGGGUGAUUCCCAAAACGCACCAACAGAUUCCAAAGUACCUGUUGAUCCAGUGCCACAACAAGAUGAGAACCCUCAAGCACAGACUCAAGGCCUAGGAGCAAUCAUCUACAACGCGUUUGGGAGGUCGGACCCGAAAUUGACGGAUCCUCUACCAAGCUUCAAAGUCAACAACGCAGCCAUUUCUCCCGGUGGCGCCGCUCGAACCGUCGAUGGUACGAUACUCAGCCUCGGUCAAUCAGGAGUUUUAGUCAUAGGCAGCAGUACUGUCACCCUUACAAUUCCAUCUGCUACACCCGUGUUGGCAGUGGCAGGCCAUACUUUCACACCAAAUCCAUCAGCUUUCUCCAUAGCCGGGACCACCAUCUCCGCAGGUGGUCCCGCUGUCACAGUUGAUGGCACCACCAUCAGCCUCGAUCAGUCGGGAGCAUUGGCUAUCGGUAGCACGACCAUCGCUCUCAAAACCCCACCGUCCUCUCCUUCUGCCAAAGAAGCAUUCACUGCGGCAGGCCAGACCUUCACACCGGACCCCUCGGCUUUCUCCGUAGCCGGUACAAUCAUCUCAGCAGACGGCCCGGCCGUUACAAUCAGUGGAACCAUCAUCAGCCUUGGCCAAAACGGAGCUUUGGAGAUAGGCAGCAGUAACAUCUCUCUUCCAACCCCACCAGAUGCCUUCCCCAGCAAAGUAUAUACAGUCGCAGGCGAAACAUUCACACCCAACCCCUCCGCGUUUUCAAUAGACGGUACCACCAUCUCAGCAGGUGGUCCCGCAGUCACAGUUGGUGGAACCAUCAUCAGCCUCGGUCAAUCGGGAGCAUUAGCUAUAGGCAGCUCUACCGUCGACCUUCUUCCUUCUAGUAGCGCAUACACAGUCGCAGGCCAAACAUUCACACCCAACCCCUCCGUUUUUUCCAACGCAGGUACGACCAUCUCAGCAGGCGGUCCAGCCGCUACCGUAAACGGUACCAUCAUCAGUCUCCAACCUUCUGGUACUCUGCUUGUGGGAUCAAGCACGAUCCCGCUCUUGACACCUCCGAGGACACCAUUUUCAUCUGAUCCUGAUGUUGACAUCGAUGGGUUCGAUGUCAAAGUACAACCUUCCUCUGCCGUAGUGGAUGGCGUAGCACUGAGUGCCGGCGCGGCCGGUGUCACCGUUUCCGGACAAAUCGUCAGUCUGGAGGCUGGAGGUGCGACCUUGGAUAUCGGGACGGGGCGAUUUGCACUGCCGACAUGGACAGGGGCGGCGAAUGGUUCGGUCGGUGCGCAGCCUUUUACGGGUGGGCAGAACAAGGGGUUGGAGUUGUCUUUGCUUUUGGUUUGUGGGGUUUGCGGGACGUUUACGCUGUUGAUGUGA
Molecule: messenger RNA, 2643 nt
Organism: Letharia columbiana
Lineage: Eukaryota; Fungi; Ascomycota; Lecanoromycetes; Lecanorales; Parmeliaceae
Exons: 3
Coding region: 1-2643 (880 amino acids)
Source: RefSeq, a predicted model, not a curated record